Lactuca virosa is the source of this 1185-nucleotide messenger RNA. The record is from the annotation of a GenBank genome assembly. NCBI's taxonomy places the organism in Eukaryota, Viridiplantae, Streptophyta, Magnoliopsida, Asterales, Asteraceae.
CUAUUCUUCUCUUCCGUUCUUUGACCUAGCCUACCAAGUACCCAACAAGUGGAAACCAUGGUCCAUAGCACAAACAAAUGAAAAUCGUCGGGAAUUAGCACUCCACAACCACCGCCCACCGUCGCCAAAACUUCGCACAAUCCAGGCACACAUCACCGCUGCCUAACGUAGUGACGCCAUUGCCUGAAGCCGCUCACCACCGGCUGACCGACACCAUCUGCCGCCGCACACGACCCACCACCGUAUGACGCCGCACAACACCGCCGACGAAAAGUUUAAUCUGCUCCUUGUUCUGAAGCUUUGUGAUAAUGAGGACCAUUGCUAUGCAUAUACUGAUUUUCCCAAGUUGCAGUUUAGGAAAGAUAUAUCAAAGGCUCGUUGGAAACAAGAUGUGGGAAUGGCUGAGAUUGUUAGUAAUAAAGGCAAAUUGUGGACAACAACAGGGAUAGUUCGUGGUGGGAAGUUAUAUAGUUUUCUUGAAGAUACAUUGUUUUUGGCAGAGAUAGGGGCAUUGCAUCUGUUAGAUGAUGAGGAUAAAUGUAUUCCACUUGAAGAUAUUUAUAAAAAGGUUGCAGAAGGUGUAGGUGGAUCUUCAUGGGAUUCAUUUGAGGUUUACAGGCAUCUUAAGUCAUUAGGUUAUAUAAUCAAGAGGCAUGGUGUUUGUUGGAGCAUAAAACGUGGUAAAAGUGAAGAAAACAGUUCUAUAAUGGAAGUUACUGAGUUGUUUAGUAGUAUGGAGAUAAAUGAAGUGAGUAAAAAACUGGUUUUUGAUGUUUACCCUCCAAACAGCAAGUUUAGAAAGUCAAAUCCAGGCAAUCCGAUCUUUAUUCUCUGUAUAAUUAGUGGCAACCCACCAACCAAGAAACAGAUUGAGGAACUUGAAGGACAAUGUGAAGGCAUCCCUUUAAAGUUUUGUUAUGUUGAACAUGGACGUGUAAGUUUCUUUUCUUUUAAUCAAAUUGAGCUUCCUGUUCUUCCUUGAAAACGAAUUUACAACUGAUAGAAUACAGAUUCGAGAUAGUGAUUUUCUAAAGUUUCUAUAUUCUUAUUAUCUGUAUAUUUUAUUUAUUAAUUAUUCGGAUAAUACAAUUGGAGACAUAUAAUGGAUCUACAUUUAAAGGUAGAAAAAUGUCUAGAAAAUGAAGAGAACAAGAAAGUUCAUUUUGUAAUGAUCCAGUUGAGAAG